AUGUCUGGAAACAAACGACUCAAAGGAGUUGUCGUCUCUAGACCCUUUUAUUAUGGCAGUAUUGCACACUCACUAAAUGGAAAGAAAGUAGCAGAUCCAGAUCAUACACAUCGUUGGACAGUAAUGGUCAAAGGAAUAAAUAACGAAGACCUAAGUUAUCUCAUCAAAAAAGUCGUGUUCAAACUUCAUGAGACAUAUCCAAAUCCUUUGAGGACCGUUGAACAGCCACCCUUUGAAGUAUCAGAGACGGGAUGGGGUGAAUUUGAAAUAAUGAUCAAGAUAUACUUUCAUCAGCAUACUGGAGAAAAACAAGUCAUUCUUUAUCACCAUUUGCGACUUCAUCCUUAUGAAGAUGAUCUCAAUGGACAACCUUGGCCAAAGGAUAAACCAGUGAUGAGUUUACUUUAUGAUGAAUUUGUUUUUAAUGAACCAACAGAACAACUCUAUCAGCUCUUUUCAGAACAUAAUGCACUUACACCUAAUUUACCACUAAAAAAAACUUCCAAGGACAUCACUAUACCUGAAUUUAGUGUGCAAUUAGAAGAAGAAGAAAUGAAGCGACUAGAUAAAGCUCAAAGGGAGAUUGAUUCACAGAUUGCUUCUCUAAAACAAAAAUUGGCAGCACUGGAAUAA
Molecule: messenger RNA, 633 nt
Organism: Rhizopus microsporus ATCC 52813
Lineage: Eukaryota; Fungi; Mucoromycota; Mucoromycetes; Mucorales; Rhizopodaceae
Product: yeats-domain-containing protein
Exons: 2
Coding region: 1-633 (210 amino acids)
Biological process (GO): regulation of DNA-templated transcription
Source: RefSeq, a predicted model, not a curated record